CAUACAACACUUUUUUCUUUUUUGUUUUUUCUUAUAACAGCAGCGCCUUCCGCCAUCACCGUUUUGUUGUGCUGGUGUUGUCCUGCUCGGGACAGCACAAUGAUUGGGAUGCUGCCCAGAGCUGUGCCAGCUUUGACACACAGCAAUGCCAGAGCAGCUGUUCUGCAUCACUCCACACACUGGAAUCAAUUACUAGCAUCCAUCAGCAGACCUCUUGCACUGGGGCUCAUAGCAAGAUCUUAUAGUGGACGGAAAUUACUUUCUUCAGUUUCAGCUUGUGUUCGGAGGGAUAAUGAGCAAUCAUCUUCAGUCCAGAACUGUGGAGUUGUACAGAAUCGAUCAUACAAGAACUUUGGGCACAAAAAAAUAUCUGAGCCCAGAGGAAAGAAGUUAUUUUAUGCUGCAAUUGGACUUGUGAUGUUAGGUAUUUCACUUGACUUGCCACUCUUGAAGAGACUUCUCUCUGUGGAGGCAGCAAGUGUUGCUGAAACUGAUCAGGAACAUGAUGCAGAGGAUGAGGAGGAAAAAAUAGAUAUAGACUCCUCAGAUGAGAGUGAGUCAGAUGAUGCAGCUGUAGAGGAGAGGAAGAAGAAAAAGCGUGUGGGAUUUCGAGACAGGAAGAUCAUUGAGUACGAGAACAGAAUUCGGGCAUAUUCCACCCCGGACAAAAUUUUCCGCUACUUUGCCACCUACAAGGUAAUACAGCGGAUGGAUGGUGGCAAUGACAGGGCAGAGAUUUUUAUGACUCCUGAUGAUUUUGUACGAGCACUGACUCCGGGGAUGCAGCAGCCCAAUGGGUUAGGCCUUGACCAGUUCAAGAGAUAUGACCCCAAGAGGAAGAAGUCUAGCAAUACCUCAGAAAUGGAUGAGUUAUCAGACAGUUACAAGGAAGGGGAGGAGGAGGAGGCUGAACAGGGAUUUGAACUGAACACCUCCUGCAAACUUGAACUUGCUCUGGAUGAAGACUCAAUCUUCUACAAGCUGGGCAGUUCUGGCCUUAUUUCCUUCUCAGACUUUAUUUUUUUGCUUACUGUACUCUCAACCUCUCGCCGCCACUUUGAAAUAGCUUUUCGUAUGUUUGAUCUGAAUGGUGAUGGUGAUGUGGACUAUGAGGAGUUUGACAAAGUGGCCACACUGAUACGCAACCAGACCAGCAUUGGGGCUCGCCAUCGUGACCAUGCCAACACUGGUAACACUUUCAAGGGAGUCAACUCAGCCCUGAGUACAUACUUCUUUGGCCACACCUUGAAGGAGAAACUGACCAUUGAGAAGUUUUUGUCUUUCCAGCAGCAGUUGCAGCAAGAAAUUCUCAGCUUAGAGUUUCGCCGCAAGGGUCCCAACGAGAAAGGAUUAAUUACUGAGGCUGAUUUUGCUGAGCUGCUGCUGGCAUAUGGAGGUUAUCCUACAAACAAGAAGGCCAGGAUGUUGAAGAGAGUGAAGAAAGCUUUCAAGGGUGAGGCUUCCCAGGGCAUCAGUCGCAUUGAUUAUCUGAAAUUCUUCCACUUCUUGAACAAUAUCAAUGAUGUUGACACAGCCCUCACAUUUUACCAUAUUGCUGGAGCUUCCAUUGAUCCAGUUACUCUGAAGCAUGUGGCCAAGACUGUUGCCCAUGUGGAGCUCUCUGACCAUGUGGUUAAUGUUGUGUUCACCCUCUUUGAUGAUAACAAUGAUGGCCAGCUCAGCAACAGGGAAUUUGUAGCAGUAAUGAAGAACCGGUUGCAGCGAGGUCUUGAGAAACCCAAAGACACUGGGUUUGUCAAGCUGAUUGCCUCAAUGUUCAAGUGUGCCAGAGAAACCAAACCUGUCCUUCUGGACAUAUGAGGGAAGGUGCGUGUGCAGGAUGCUGAGCUGAAGGAGGCAGAGUGGAAGAAGCACUGUGAGGGAUGCAACUGUCGCAAAGGCAAGCACCAGCAUUCUGAUGAAGAAAACAAGGAGCAUGAAAAGUAGUCUCUCAGUAAGUUGAAUUGAUUGAUAUUUGUGAAAAAGAAUAACUUUUUAAAGAGGAAGUGAAGGGAGUGUUGUUGAGAGGAUAGAAGUUAUCAUGAAGGUGGAGGCAGAUGAUGGGUCAGGUUAAAGAGAAAAUAUUUGGCAGUUUGAAAGGAUGAUACGUCAAUGAAAUCUAAGGACAGGUUAUUGUGGUCAUCUAAUUUUGCAAGAACUUAGCAUGAUACUUCUUUGAUAUAACUAUAAGGAUAAUCCAAAAAAAAUAAGUGAUGAAAAAAUGACACAAAUCUAUGGGAUGUUUGUUCUCAUCAUCAUGCAAGGAAUGUCGUGCCACCUUAUGACAUCAUUUCAUUAUAGCACCUUAAAAAUCAUUUGAUCAGAAUCAUGCAGAGUAGAAUUUUUCACUUACAAAGAGAAAAUUUUUAUUAUUCAUCAGACAGGCAAGCUUCACCAAAACAGGAAUAAUUUGAAAUGAAAAGAUUUCUUAAUUUAUGUAGGGGAAAAUUAUGAUGAAACGUAGAAAUGCUGUGAAAAGUUGUUGAUGAUACAGAUCAUCAUAGUCAAAUUUGAAAAUUAUGCUCCUUAAUGAAUAUGAAAAAGAUGAAAGAAUGACAUUGAAAAAGAAGAGCGUAUACCACAGAGAACAGACUGUUGUCAAAAACAGUUGCGUCUUACAAGUGCACUGCCAGCCAGCCUUUGCUUUCAUACAUCAGUCACUAGAUAUCCACAGCUUUUACAGUCCUGAGACUAAAAUCAGGGCAGGUAUAGGCUUUUCAUAUCCUCUUUUUCUUGUCCUUGAAGUUUUCUUGUUUUAAUUUUUGCACCCAGUAAACUACACUUACCUUCACAUUUGGUUUUCUGUUGUCACUGGUCUGUAAACUGGAUUGAAUGUUAACAAAAUAUUGACAGUAUUCUGAGGCUGGUGUGGCAGUGUUAGUGGAGAACAAUUUGUUAAGAGUGACAGUAUUAACUGAACAGAGAUGUUUGAAGCAGAAUAUGAUCCCUCUGAAACAGUGUGUGGCAAUCCCAGCACAUGCAUACUAAUAAAUAACAUAGAUUUUCUGCCUAGCAGCAAGAUUAAUUGUUUAUUUAAAAUAUAUUAAAUUAGAGUUCUGCAAGUCAUUUACAUGGAAAUUCUAAACAUAUUACUAUGUAGCAAAAUCUUUCUAUCUUAGACUCAAAGGGUAUAUUUUGGGGAUCUGUAUCUUUUCAUUCAUUUACUUACAGCAUGGUAAAUAAGAGGCACAAAAAUAGAAUAGGCAUUGCUCUUUAUAUAUAAUGUAAAAGACAGAUGACCUUUCAAGCACCAUGACAACUUGCACAUCCCCUUGUAUGCCUCUGGAGAUUUAGCUUUCCAGGCCAGCAUUGAUGCACUAUUUCAGUUGGGUCGUUUUGCCAAAGCAAAGAUAGUUUAUACCUGUUAAUAAAAAGAUAGUUCUUAUAGAUAUCUCCAAGAUUAUUGUGAUUUAGCACUACUGAGGUAUAUUGUUCAUUGUUUACCUGCUUGUAUUAAAUAACUGCUUAAAUUUAGGGAGUCAGUAAGUAUUGGUGUCUUGAAAUAUAUGAACAAUAAUAUGCCGUUAGUACAAGAAUCACAAAUAGAGAUUUAGAAAACAAAAUAAACAUGAUGAUUAUGUGAUAUUGUAGAACCACUUGUAAAUUGAGAUAUUUUGUACAGAUGCUCACGUAUGCAUAAAAAUGGGAAAUCAGAAAAUCAGAAACAAAGCUUUUUUUUAUUAUUAUUAUUAUUAUUAUUAUUAUUAUUAUUAUUAUUAUAAUACUUUUCUGGCUUUUGGUGAUAUGAUUGCUUGCUGCUGAUCUGCCUCAUCCUCCUAAUUAUUAUGCACCAACUCUGCUUUACUUAAAGUUGUCUCAUCACAUUUACAUUGGAAGGAAAGGAAUGAACUCUAUUUAUUUAUUUUAUUUGUUUAUUUAUUAAUUUAUUCAUUUUUAUUAUUCUUCAUCUUCAAACAGUUGACCCAAGUUAUGCUUAGCAAGUCCAUAGGUUUCAUUUUCGCGACGCGCUUCAAGGUGUGGAGCACGAGUGAAUGGUUUGAACAUGUUACCUGUCUGUUUGGUCCCAUUGUCGAGGUAGGUUUGUAACGUGUAUCCCUAUAAGUGGUAGAAUUGAGGUGACGUGGAAGCCAGGCAGAUUUAAUACGUAUCUGGAGAUGGGGAAGUGGCUUGUCUUCAUGAAAUAGGUUUGGUAAAUUCCUGCUAUGGGUGGAUCUCGCGAUUGGUGACCGUGGUGCUUUUGAGAAUCGUGAUAUAGUUGUAACCCAUCAUAGUUUUCUUCUUCAAAUCUUUAUUGUUGAUUUAUAUGGUUACAAAAAAGUAACGUUGCCGCUUCUUAUGUACUCUAGUCGUUAUUUGCAAUUUUUUGCUCAGGUUGUGUGCGGACGGAUCGUUGAAUGAGUAUUUAUUAAGAUAGUGAAGCGUUUUACAGAUUCUCAAGCCUGAGCGAUGUUGUAAAGGCAAUGAUAUAUAAAUAAAUAUAAUAUGUUGA
This is a messenger RNA of Scylla paramamosain (green mud crab), 4450 nucleotides long. RefSeq names its product calcium uptake protein 1 homolog, mitochondrial-like (gene MICU1). The record is from RefSeq and is a predicted model, not a curated record. The transcript is spliced from 14 exons. NCBI's taxonomy places the organism in Eukaryota, Metazoa, Arthropoda, Malacostraca, Decapoda, Portunidae. Gene Ontology annotation, molecular function: calcium ion binding. The coding region runs from base 100 to 1821 and encodes 573 amino acids. Gene Ontology annotation, biological process: mitochondrial calcium ion homeostasis; calcium import into the mitochondrion. Gene Ontology annotation, cellular component: uniplex complex.